Molecule: messenger RNA, 1428 nt
Organism: Bufo gargarizans (Asiatic toad)
Lineage: Eukaryota; Metazoa; Chordata; Amphibia; Anura; Bufonidae
Product: regucalcin
Exons: 7
Coding region: 163-1062 (299 amino acids)
Biological process (GO): L-ascorbic acid biosynthetic process
Molecular function (GO): calcium ion binding; gluconolactonase activity; enzyme regulator activity
Source: RefSeq, a predicted model, not a curated record
AGAGGGGAACUAACCUCCUUCUGGUUGAAAGGAUCAUGUUUUUUCACUUUUCCUUCAAACUUUGCAAAAAAGCAUCUAAUUUCUUAGUAAAACAACACUUUUGAGAUAAGGAACUAUUAUUCUAUUAUGCUAGUUUGCAAAAGCAGCACAGAAUCCUGAACCAUGUCUUCUAUCAAGAUUGAAUGUGUUGUCACUGAGAGGUACCGGAUUGGAGAGUCACCGGUCUGGGACGACAGGGAGGGCGUUCUAGUGUACGUCGAUAUUACAGGAAAGAAGGUCUGUCGCUGGAACCCCAGUUCAAACAAAAUCCAGACUGUAGUUCUAGAAGAACUAGUCGGCUCUGUUGCCCUGCGAAAGUCCGGGGGCUAUGUGAUCGCCACAGGCACUACAUUCUCAGCCCUGAAUUGGCUAGACCUGUCAGUAACCCCCCUUGCUCGAGUUGAUGAAGAUAAGCCUAACAAUCGUUUCAAUGAUGGAAAAGUAGAUCCAGAAGGGAGAUUUUUUGCAGGCACCAUGUCUCAGGAAAUCCGUCCUGCAGUUGUGGAGAGGAACCAGGGCUCAUUAUUCACUUUAUAUGCGGAUCACUCGGUGGUGAAGCACUUUGACAUGGUGGAUAUCUCGAAUGGUUUAGACUGGUCUUUAGAUCACAAAACCAUGUACUACAUUGACAGCCUUUCAUAUACAGUUGAUGCAUUCGAUUAUGAUGUGAAAACAGGAAAAACAUCCAACCGCCGCCAUGUCUACAAGUUGCAGCAGGAUGAAGGGAUUCCUGACGGCAUGUGCAUAGACGCAGAGGGGAAACUUUGGGUUGCUUGCUAUAAUGGAGGAAGGGUGAUCCGUAUUGAUCCUCAGGCUGGGAAGGUGAUCCAGACUGUGAAGCUACCCGUGGAUAAGACAACUUCUUGUGCUUUUGGAGGAAAGGAUUAUUCAGAAAUGUAUGUCACGUCAGCUUGUGAUGGUAUGGAUGAAGAGUGGACUGCCCGGCAGCCCCAGUCUGGGGGAAUCUACAAGAUUACUGGACUUGGUGUAAAAGGGAUAGCAGCAACUCCAUUUGCCGGUUAAACUUUUUAUUGCCAUUUCUCCUGCGAGAAUAAUUUAGAGGCUAAACCCUGAAGUGAAACUAAGACAAUGUUUUACCGUUUGUAUUGCAAUGUGUCACUGAAUUGCUAGAUUAAUAAUCCUUUUUUAGACCAGGAUUAAUCACUAGUGUGUGCAUUUUAUACCAUAAUUUCAUAUGCAUUGGACUGAAAACUAAAGUAUUAAAGGGUCAUCAUUGCAUUUUUCAUAAAUGCCUAGUUUACACUGUUUAAUUUUAUACUGUACUGAAACAGGGUUCUUGUCUGUUUCUUUAUUAUUAUGUGCACAGAUUUGUUAAUGCUGUAUUCCACCUAUGUUAAUACUAUUAAUAAAUAGUAAAUAUGAAGAUAA